UCCCUGGCUCUCUGUAGUGAAUGAUUCAGAGCCUGGAGUCUGCUGUGUAUGUGACAAGGAGGAGAGCAAUCUGAAGGUUGUACAGCCUCAUCUAUCAGAGGACCAUCAUCAUCCCAGGUACCCAGGAGCUGUCCAUCCACAUCACACCUCUGUACCCCCAUCCAGGUUUAAAGAACGAAUAGUUUUCAAGCAAGAUAUUUAUCCCACUGAAGAUGAUGUCCAUCAUAUACCUUUAAUUGCUUUGGGGAUACUUGUUGUGGAGGCACUUAGAAGACGUUAAUUUGUCAUCAACCUUAUCAGUGCAGAAUGCCAGCUAAAACACCAAUUUAUUUAAAGACUUCAACUCCCAAGCGGGGUAAAAAGCCAAAGUUACGGGAUGUUUUAUCAAGGGAGAUGAUAAGCCCUCCUCUGGGAGACUUCAGGCAUAGUGCUCACAUAGGACUGGAGGGACAAGAAGACAUGUUUGGGGAACUGUCCUUCUUGCAGGGGAAGUAUGAUCUGCUUCCAAACUUGGGCCGGAAGUUGACCCUGCAGAGCACGGACACCAGCCUUGACCAGGAGUUUCACCCUCAUGACAGUGAUGGAAGCUUCCGUCCCUUCCUCAAAAAUGCAGUUUCUCUUCCCGUCUUCGCUGGUACCCAAAGUAAGGAGAGAGCACCUCCAAAACCCCCCAGGCUCCACCUGGAAGAUGUCCCAAGCCAACGUUCUAUGUCUAUAAGCUAUGGAGAGGGACGCUUUCAUAGAGAAGAAGAAAUGUCCUUCUCUUCUAUCUCACAGGAGGAGAGCAGCAGGGUUUUGACAAGUUCCGCUUGUUCUUCUGAGGGUUCCAUUACUGGAAACAUGUACACACAAGAACACGGGACAGAUGAAUAUGAAGACAAGCCAGACAGCACAGAUGCUAAGAUUGUGGACACUCCAUAUGAGUCGCUAUUUGGGCUGGAGCUAGACCUUGGACCAUCCAUUUUGGAUGAUGUUCUGAGGAUAAUGGAUGGUUAUAAAGCUUCCUGACAUUGGAAAAGCAUCAACAUUUUGUAAAUAGUCAUGUAUGGACACUAUUUAUUAGUACAGAAGUGCUACAAA
Nanorana parkeri is the source of this 1080-nucleotide messenger RNA. RefSeq names its product cdc42 effector protein 2-like. NCBI's taxonomy places the organism in Eukaryota, Metazoa, Chordata, Amphibia, Anura, Dicroglossidae. The transcript has 2 exons. The record is from RefSeq and is a predicted model, not a curated record. The coding region runs from base 307 to 1008 and encodes 233 amino acids.